Molecule: messenger RNA, 1509 nt
Organism: Cadophora gregata
Lineage: Eukaryota; Fungi; Ascomycota; Leotiomycetes; Helotiales; Ploettnerulaceae
Exons: 1
Coding region: 1-1509 (502 amino acids)
Source: RefSeq, a predicted model, not a curated record
AUGAUUGAAUUAUCAGACGACUUCGACGACCUCGUAUGGGAUAGGAAUGAAGCAGAAUGGGAGGUAGUGCAGCCAAAGCUUCGCCAGUCGGCUACACUAUACGCUGUCGAGGACCUCGGGACAGCGAUGUUCGGAAGUACCGCGAAAUGGGUCAGUCCCAUGAGCAUCGGAGGCUACAAUAUCAUAUAUAGACUCAAAGUUGAGGGAUUUGACUCUGAGGUCUUACUGCGACGACCUAUCCCAUGUUACGCCCAAUUUCCUGUUGAGAAAACCUUGAUUGAAGCUGCAACGAUGAUGUACGUCAAGAAGCGCACCAAGAUCCCGGUCCCUCAGAUCUUCUUCCAUGGUGAAGACCCGAAUUUGGGGCCAUAUAUCAUUAUGGAAUAUACCCAGCAUUUUCAGUGUAUGUCUACAGCUCAGAACGCCACAAACGAGGACAAGUCCAUACCGUUCACCUUGAACCCCAAUAUAUCCGUGGAAGUCCUUGAAAAUCACUAUCGGCAUGUGGCGGUAUGCUUGCUUGAACUUUCGCAACACAUAUUCCCUCGUAUCGGAUCACUGGUCGAGGUCAAACCCGGUACUUUCUCAAUCGCAGCAAGGCCUGUUACGAAGAAUAUGAACGACAUGCUUCAACUUGCAAAUAUUCCAGGCGUGAUUCUCCCACCGCAGUCAAAGACUUAUCAAACGGCUGAUGAAUAUUAUACAUGGCUUGCAGAAAUGCAUAUUGCCCAGCUCGUCUUUCAGCAAAACGACCUCGUCAGAACAGAACAUGAAUGCAGAAACAAAUACGUCGCUCGACACGUCUUCCGCAGACUCGCCCGGGACGGGAAGCUCUCAAAAUUUGGCUUCAAAGAGGAUGACUGGUCAGCUCAGUCCAAAACAACCAAAGGCAUGGACUUAUCCCCAAUGCCUUCAAAUUCCGAUUCAUUCCGUCUAUAUUGCGACGACUUCCGCCCAUCAAAUAUUCUCCUUUCAUCGUCAGACACAAUCUCUGCAAUCAUCGACUGGGAAUUCACAUACGCCGCCCCAAGUCAAUUCUCCCUAGACCCUCCAUGGUGGCUACUUCUCGACACACCCAACCAGUGGGACGCCGGUCUCGACAACUGGACCACACUCUACGAGCCACGGCUGGAAACCUGGCUUUCAGCAAUGGAGAAAGCUGAACACGACACCAAGUUGAACAGUGGAAUUACCAGUGUCCCGUUAUCGACGUACAUGCGAGAGAGCUGGGAGACGGGCAGAUUCUGGCUGUCGUAUGCUGCGAGGAAGAGCUGGGCGUUUGAGAUUGUUUACUGGAAGUAUUUAGAUGAGAGGUUUUUUGGGGCGCGUGAGGAGGGACUUCCGAGGGAUUGGUAUUGGAAGGCGAGGAUUGGGCUUUUGAGUGAGGAGGAGAGGGAUGCGAUGGAGGGGUUUGUGGAAUGGAAGAUGGAGAGUAGGAAGGAGCGGAAGAUUGUGGAUUGGGACCCCGAAGAUGCUAAGAGUCGGUUUGCGGAGAUGCUUUUUGAUUGA